Molecule: messenger RNA, 4575 nt
Organism: Calidris pugnax (ruff)
Lineage: Eukaryota; Metazoa; Chordata; Aves; Charadriiformes; Scolopacidae
Gene: UNK
Product: unkempt family zinc finger
Exons: 19
Coding region: 1-2793 (930 amino acids)
Biological process (GO): cell morphogenesis involved in neuron differentiation
Molecular function (GO): metal ion binding; mRNA CDS binding
Source: RefSeq, a predicted model, not a curated record
AUGGAACGGGCCGAGGGAAAGGCGAAGCUGGAGAGCGCAAACGAGCGCACAUUAACGAGGACCUGUGCAAAGAUGGAGGCAAAUCCACCCCGGGCAGACGUAGCUGGUGUCUCUAAAAUGUUGCUCUGCUGCUUGGCCGAGUGUGGGGCGAGUCGUCCCGACGGUGAAAGAGAAAAGAACCGGAAAAGGUCACGGUGUCGGUUCAUCACUGGCAGUGGCUUUACGUUGUGUAUACAGCUCGUAGCAUUUCCUCCCCUGGGAGAGACGUUAAUUUACGGAGGAAGCUCUUCGCAUGGGAAUUCAGCCGCUUCCUUGGACACGGCUUCUUCUGGGGGAGGGGGGGAUUUCUCCCAGGGGAGGCCCCUGAGAUCCUCUUUUGACCCAGCAUCCAGGCGGGUGUCACCUUCUUGGAGUUACCUGAAGGAGUUCCGCACGGAGCAGUGCCCUCUUUUCGUGCAGCACAAGUGCACUCAGCACCGGCCCUACACUUGCUUCCACUGGCACUUUGUCAACCAGCGUCGUCGCAGAUCUAUCCGCCGCCGGGAUGGUACCUUUAACUACAGCCCUGACAUUUACUGUACCAAGUAUGACGAGACCACAGGAAUCUGCCCAGAAGGAGAUGAGUGCCCCUUCUUGCAUAGAACUACUGGAGACACAGAGAGGAGGUAUCACUUGCGCUACUACAAAACUGGAAUCUGCAUCCACGAGACAGACUCCAAGGGAAACUGCACCAAGAAUGGAGUCCACUGCGCGUUCGCUCACGGGCCCCAUGACCUGCGCUCUCCCGUGUAUGACAUCAGGGAGCUUCAGGCAAUGGAGGCUUUGCAGAAUGGUCAGACUACAUCAGAAGGUGGCAUAGAGGGUCAGUCUGCGGUCGCUGCUAGCCAUGCUAUGAUAGAGAAAAUACUCAGUGAGGAGCCGAGGUGGCAAGAUACAACGUAUGUGUUGGGAAAUUACAAGACGGAGCAAUGUAAGAAACCCCCCCGUCUCUGUCGCCAGGGUUAUGCCUGUCCCUACUACCACAAUAGCAAAGACAGAAGAAGAAGCCCAAGAAAACACAAAUACAGAUCUUCGCCAUGUCCCAGUGUGAAACAUGGAGAUGAGUGGGGAGAUCCCAGUAAGUGUGAAAAUGGAGACUCAUGCCAAUACUGCCACACUCGCACAGAACAGCAGUUCCACCCAGAGAUCUACAAAUCCACCAAGUGCAAUGAUAUGCAGCAGUCUGGCAGCUGUCCCCGAGGACCCUUCUGUGCCUUUGCACAUGUAGAACAGCCUGCGCUCAGUGAAGAUUUACAGCAAUCCUCCACUGUGUCCAGCCCGACACAGGCAGGGCCCGUGAUGUACAUGCCGUCAGCGGCUGGCGAUUCCGUUCCCGUCAGCCCUUCCAGUCCACAUGCCCCAGACCUUAGCAAUGUGUGGAAUAAAUCAGGAACUCUGCCAACUAGCCCCACCUCCACCACAAUUCUUUGUAGGAACAGCAGUCUCGGAAGCCCAUCUAAUAUAUGUGGGUCUCCUCCUGGCGCCAUUGGAAAGCCACACAGCUUGGAGACCAUUGGUUUUCCUCCAGACUCAGUAACAGCAGCUGGCAGCUACAAGAAAGCACCGGGGUUUGAGCGAGAAGAUCAGGUGGGGGCCGAGUAUUUGAAGAGUUUCAAAUGCCAGCAAGCAAAAAUUAAGUCCCACUCACUGGAACACAGGAGCCAGGACCAACCUUUGUUACAGCCCAAACAGGACAUACUGGGUAUUCUCCCAGUGGGGAGUCCGCUGACAUCCAGCAUCUCCUCUAGUAUCACCUCCAGUCUGGCUGCAACACCACCAAGCCCUGCCGGCACCAGCAGCAUCCCAGGCAUGAAUGCCAAUGCCCUCCCUUUCUACCCAACCAGUGACACCGUUGAGUCUGUCAUAGAGUCUGCCUUGGAUGACCUGGACCUGAAUGAAUUCGGAGUGGCUGCCCUGGAGAAGACAUUUGACAGCAGCACAGUGCCCCACACGAGUGGCAUCAUGAUAGGUGGGAGUUUGCUGCAAAGUUCUGCUCCUGUAAAUAUCCCCGGGUCCCUUGGAAGCUCUGCCUCCUUUCACUCUGCCUCUCCUUCUCCACCGGUCAGCCUCUCAUCGCAUUUCCUUCAUCAGCCCCAGGGACACUUAAGCCAAUCAGAAAACACGUUCCUGGGGACAUCAGCUUCUCAUGGAUCAUUAGGUUUAAAUGGGAUGAACAGCAGCAUAUGGGAACACUUUGCUUCGGGGAGUUUUUCGCCCAGUACCUCACCUGCAUUUCUGUCAGGUCCAGGUGCUGCGGAGCUGGCACGGCUACGACAAGAACUGGAUGAAGCCAACGGCACAAUAAAGCAGUGGGAAGAGUCUUGGAAACAAGCCAAACAGGCUUGUGAUGCUUGGAAAAAGGAGGCAGAGGAAGCAAAUGAUCGCGCCAACACAGCUAACAUGGAAUGUGAACUGGCCCGGGAGCAGAGGGAAGCCUUGGAGCUGCAAGUGAAGAAACUGCAGGAGGAGCUGGAGAGGAUCCACACAGGCCAGGACCCUCAGUUUCUACGCUCCUUCUCUGACCUGGAAACACUCUCACUCUCUUCACUUUACACCCUUCAGAAACAGCUGCGGGCAAACCUGGAGAAAGUCGAUAAGGCGGUAUUUCAGAUGCAGUCAGUGAAAUGCCUUAAGUGUCAGGAGGAGAACCGGGUGUUGUUACCGUGCCAACACGCCGUGCUGUGUGAAACCUGCGCCGAGGAGGGCGAGUGCCCCAUCUGCCACCCCAACAGGCCCCACUCUCUCCAGUCGUGACCUUCCGAGGACACUCGUUCUAAUCAUAUCGUAUAGGACUUUUUAACUUUAUACAUACGUAGAUAUAUAUGUAUGUGUACAUAUAUAUAUGUAUGUGUAUAUAUAUAUGUAUAUAUGUGUGUGUAUGUGCCUGUUUGUGUAUGUGUGUAUAUAUAUGCACACACACGCACAUACACACAUAAAACAAAAAUUAGUUGCAGAGCACUUUUUAAUAUUUUACAUCCCGUAUCUAAACUGCCCCUCACCCGUGCCCCACUAAUUCUAACUCUUGAGGAACUUUGAGAGCUGUUUUUAAUACAGAUCAAAGGGCCAUUUGCAAAGAGUCUGUGUUUCUCCUCUUUUUCUAUUUAGGUGAUAACAAAUUUUUGACUAUUUCCAGAAGGAUUUAGAGUGGGCAAGAGGGGCUUCCACGUGCUUUCCAGAGGGAAGAGUUGAGAUCACAGGGAGGAUCAAGGUGGAUUGAAAUGACUUGUUGGUGUCUUCAGUCUCCCUUCUCUUUCACUGACCCAGCUUGGUUAAAGCUGUCCUCCCUGAUGGAAGCUCUGCUGGGUGCCUGCCUGGUGGGCCUCACGUUGCCGAUCUCUGAAUGUGCAGGAACUUUGUCUGCCAUUUAAUCAGCAAAGUUCGCUUUUUAAAUUUUUUUUACACUCUUUGUAUAUUUGUAUGAAAAGAAGAAAAGGGGGGAGGGAGGGAAGUAUUGGAUCUAGACCAAGCCAAGCCCCAAAAUUCAGUGACUAAUGUUCAUUGCUGAUACAGCAAACACGUUCCAGGUCUGAGCAGCCUUAGAAGUAUUGCUCUUGGGUCAGCUCAAGUUCUUUAUGAAAGGAACACGGAUGCAAGGUCAGUUGUCUCCAGGCACCCCUUUGUCUAGAGACUUUUGACUGUUUCAGACCAGAUAAAUCUUCUUUUAGCCAUGGGGACCUGUUUCAUAGUCACUGCUGAAAUGCAUGAAACAAUUCCAGGUAGUCAGGCCACCUUUCUUGAACAGAGUUGAUGUUUCCUGUGAGCAUCUCCAGGAUGGGUUAUGGAUUGCUGAGUCCAGAAGCCCUCAUGCUUCAUGAUCACGUACACCUGUGGUGACAGAGAAAGUCCAGCGUGACAAAGAAACGCCACCAGCUUAGACCUUACCAGUAGCUGAGCUUUCCUGUGACUUUCUUUACCAGUGUGUCCAUUGGGUUUUUACAUCAGGUGGAUUGCAGUAACCUGCUGGGAUCUCAACCAAAAGGCCACUCAGUUGAUUAAACAUUUUUAUUUUGCACAGGGAAUACUGCCUGUGCCACCCCUCCCUGACCUGGAAAAGCACUGGAACCUCCAGCAGCCCACUGUUGUAGGAAAACUGAAUUUUUACCGGAGCCUCUCAGAAAGCUUCAUAUUUAAUGCAAAGACAUAAUUAGGUUUGCUUCCAUAAUUCCACCUUUCCUUUACAUGGAAGGGGUUAAUAUGCAUUCCCAGAUGAUCUCUUAAGUGCAGCUCUGUGUAGUUCUUUUUUAUGUUUUUCCCAUUAACUUGUUUUUGGGUUUUUUGGUAAAAAUGCUUUUUUUUCCAUGUGUAUUUUAUUGUAACUAGCAUCAGUUUUUUUAAUUUUUUUUUAUGGAGAGACACUGUUGAGUGAUUAUUGUGGCUAUGUUGUUUGGUUAUAGCCUUUGAAUGUCUGUGCCAUGGGGCAGCACAUCUGCCUUGGUCUGAUCUUAAAGAAAGACCUUUUAUUAAAAUACGUGAACAUUUCUUUUUCUAGGAAAAAAAAAAAAAUAAAGAAAAAAGUGGGGGGAGGAGGAAGAAGCC